This is a messenger RNA of Acyrthosiphon pisum (pea aphid), 1626 nucleotides long. RefSeq lists its product as uncharacterized. The coding region runs from base 650 to 1213 and encodes 187 amino acids. The transcript has 3 exons. The record is from RefSeq and is a predicted model, not a curated record. Lineage: Eukaryota; Metazoa; Arthropoda; Insecta; Hemiptera; Aphididae.
UAAAAUAUUUGACUUUGAUAUCACUUUUGAUUCUUUAGAUGAUUUUAACGAUUUUUAUACAGAUAUUUCAAAUCGAUUUCAAAUCCUGCCCGCUGUAGGUUCCAGGUUCUACCAGGUCUCGGGAUCAAAUCGUUUUACCUAUACUAGCCGGAGUAACGUCUCCAAAUUUUCCCCUCUAACACGCUCGAUGCGGUUGUCCAAUGAUCAAUGUUUCGUACCGAGUUUCCCCAUAAUGGAUAUUAAGAUUAUAAUAGAUAUUCGUUGGUUCAUACAAAUUCACCAUGGUUAAGUCAAUUUUCCCGUUAUCAUUUGUACACAUUAUUUACACUUUUCCAAAAUAAGACACCUGCCAUGGCGCUAGUAUUCACGUGUAUCUGUUAAACAUAUCAUCAUAAUAUGACUAUGUUUAAACAAUUAAGUAAAAAAAAAACAUAUUGCGUACUAUAUUAUAAUACCGUAUUUAUGCCAUAUGGGAAUACGACACAAACUGUCUUAACGUUCUCAAGGUAACGAUUGUUUAUUUUUUAUGUUGUAUUGUUUCAUAUUUGAUUAUAAUACGUAAAAACCGUAAAUAAUACAAAUUUAUUAAUAUUUAAUAAUAUUAUUAUUUGCCACUAAUAUAAUAACCAACUAAUCCGCGAGCAACGCCAUGACCGUGAAUUCCGAAAAACCAUUCGAUGAUUUUGGCUGUCUGGAAUUGUUAUUGUUUUACUACGGCAUCAGCAAAACCAUCGUAUUCUGGACGAAUGUUUUGUGGAUCUCUUGCGCCUUGAUCAACGGAAGUUUCGGUCAGUCGUGUUUCGCUGUGAUUACGCACGCCGAAAUGGUGGUCCAACGAAUCUGUUCAUUGUUCCGGAUGAAACCCCUGGACAUGAAACACUUCCAGGAGGAUACGAUGAUAAUGCGCCAACAGCGCCAACGCGAAAAGGUUCGCAUCGCAAAAAUCGAGUGGCUGAAACGUAAAAUGUUCGAAGAGGAGAUACAAAACGAAAUCUCACAUUUCAUGUUUUACGAUAAGUUGGCCGAAGCGUUAGAUUUUGUACUGGGCACGGAAUCCCGAAAUGGUCAACGAUACUGCGGCGACCGCGGCGAAGAAGCGGAUUCGAUGCCGUUCGCCAAACCUGCUACUAAAGAUCUGAGCUCGUUCCGGAAUCUUAACACGGCGACGGAUGUUUUAGAUGCGUUAGACACGUCUACAGAUAUUUAUUUGUAAUUUAUUGUUGUUAUUGUUAUGUCAAUACGAUUCAGAACGAAUACGUUGGGUCCUCCUAACAUACUUCUGUAAAUAAUCAAAUUUAAUAGUUAAAAAAAACUACACAUCACUGUAAAAUCAAUAACUUCUUUCGCACCGUUCAGAAUAUAAAAGCUUACAUAUAACAAAGAGAUCGCUCUAUUUUCAGAUUAUUUUUGGUCGGUUAUAAGUUGAAGUUAAGGGGGGAGCUGAAUUAUAGCUUCCAAGGGCUCCCACGCAUCAACCCUAGUUAACCACCUAUGCAACUAUGCCUCACGCACAACAUACUUUUUAAGAAAAAGUUUGUUGAAAGUUCUACAGAAUUUAAUGAAACUAAAAUCACAUGAAUUUAUGUAACAAUGUUUUAAAAUGUUAACUAUACGAAGUAGUUUCUA